This is a messenger RNA of Oreochromis niloticus (Nile tilapia), 2299 nucleotides long. Its product is annotated as gastrula zinc finger protein XlCGF57.1-like. Lineage: Eukaryota; Metazoa; Chordata; Actinopteri; Cichliformes; Cichlidae. Bases 181 to 1575 code for a protein of 464 amino acids. The transcript is spliced from 3 exons. The record is from RefSeq and is a predicted model, not a curated record.
AAAGAGUUCCAGCUUCAUCACGGAGUUUCUCUCGGUUUGUGGGCUCAUCUAAAGGACCAACGUGGAUCGAGAAGUCAGCGCUCUCAGGAUGCCGACAAUUUCAUUGAAGAAAGAAGUGGAAGAAAAAAAUACAACCGUGACGAGUUUGGGAAAGAUUUUACUGUGAAAGCUUCCCUAAAAAUGCAUCAAGUUAUCCACACCGGAGAGAGACCGUUCAGCUGUGGAGACUGUGGAGAGUCUUUUACCAGGUCUGCAAGCUUAAAAAGACACCAACUGAUCCACAGUGGAGAGAGACCGUUCAGCUGUGGAGACUGUGGAGAGUCUUUUACCAGGUCUGGACACUUAAAAACACACCAACUGAUCCACAGUGGAGAGAGACCGUUCAGCUGUGGAGACUGUGGAAAGUCUUUUACCACGUCUGGACACUUAAAAACACACCAACUGAUCCACAGUGGAGAGAGACCGUUCAGCUGUGGAGACUGUGGAAAGUCUUUUACCACGUCUGGACACUUAAAAACACACCAACUCAUCCACAGUGGAGAGAGACCGUUCAGCUGUGGAGACUGUGGAAAGUCUUUUACCACAUCUGGACACUUAAAAACACACCAACUGAUCCACAGUGGAGAGAGGCCGUUCAGCUGUGACGAGUGUGGAAAGUCUUUUACCAGGUCUGGAAAGUUAAAAACACACAAACUCAUCCACAGUGGAGAGAGACCGUUCAGCUGUGACGAGUGUGGAAAGUCUUUUACCAGGUCUGGAAAGUUAAAAACGCACAAACUCAUCCACAGUGGAGAGAGACCGUUCAGCUGUGACGAGUGUGGAAAGUCUUUUACCAGGUCUGGAAAGUUAAAAACACACAAACUCAUCCACAGUGGAGAGAGACCGUUCAGCUGUGACGAGUGUGGAAUGUCUUUUACCGAGUCUGGAAGCUUAAAAACACACAAACGCAUCCACAGUGGAGAGAGACCGUUCAGCUGUGACGAGUGUGGAAAGUCUUUUGCCCACUCUGGAAGCUUAAAAACACACAAACUCAUCCACACUGGAGAGAGACCGUUCAGCUGUGGAGACUGUGGAAAGUCUUUUACCAAGUCUGGAAGCUUAAAAAGACACCAACUAAUCCACACUGGAGAGAGACCGUUCAGCUGUGGAGACUGUGGAAAGUCUUUUACGCGCAUUUCACACUUAAAAUCACAUCAACUCAUCCACAGUGGAGUUAAAGCGUACACCUGUGAUCAGUGUGGCAGAGCUUUUACUCACAGUUACAGCUUACAGAGUCAUCUAGUUACCCACUCUGGCAUUAAGGCGUACAGCUGUGACAUUUGUGGAAAAACUUUCAGCCGGAUAGGGAGCCGAAAUACACACCUACGCAUUCACACCAGACAUGAUGUGUACAGCUGUGAUCAGUGUAGUAAACAGUUUACUACAAACACAGAGUUACGACGUCACAUGUUUACCCACACUGAGGAACGACCUUAUAAAUGUGACCUGUGUGAGAAGACUUUUAAAUCUCCACGUUACCUGAAAGCACACCAACAGAUCCACACCAGAAAGACUCUACAAGUGCAGUUACUGUGAGAAGCAGAGCGACACAGAUGGAUCAAGUUCUCAACCCUGUCAUCGCUGUGGGAAAGACUUUUGUUGUGACCUUUGUGGAAAAACUUUAAGUCAUUGAAGGACUCUGAAAAUACAUCAACGUAGACACACUGGAGACAAAAUGAACUACUGUAAAGAAUGCGGGAGAGGCUUCACCACUUCGAAGGACUUCAAACAAUAUGAACUCCUUCACAGUGGCGUUAAAAAGCAUGUCUGCGAUCAGUGUGGGUCAUCCUUCAUCAGUGCACAUCAGCUUGAAAAGCAUAAACGAGUCCACACAUGAGAGAAACCAUACAAGUGCAGACACUGUGACAAAACCUUUUCACAAUCAUGUGAUCAUACUAAGCAUGAACGCAGACACGAGACAAGAGAACUUCAUCUGUGAAAGAGUUUGAGUAAUCUCAGUUCAUACUCCACUCAGAAACGAUUCCAUGUUACAAAUAAACUGUUACGUCUUGAUUCCCGCUUUUACGUUAAUCUUGUAAAUAGUACAUUUGCAUAACGACUGAAACCGGCCAAUGAAUGAACAAUGGGCUGUGAGGUCAAUUUCUUCAUCAUUAAUAUGCAAAUUCUUAUGAGCAUUGAUCAACAACCACUGGUCAAUGGCCAUGAGUACCAUUCACAGAGUAAAAAUUUGCAUAAUGAUUAUGAAGUUUACUGUUACCAAUGUUCAAAAACAUUUACUAAAUUAUCUUCUCUGUGCAAA